AGGUCGCAGCUAACUUCUCGUUUGUUUAUUUCAUUUAUUACAAAGUAAAAUAAAUCCAUAGUUUCGUUCCAUGUUAAAUUAUUGGAUUUUAUAUUUUUUAUAUUAUUAUUAUUAAUUAUAAUUAUAAUUAUAAUUACAAAUACUCUAGUUACGAAUAUUCAAAUGAAAUAUUUUUAUAAUUAUUAUAAAUACUGCCACUGAUGUCAUAAGAACUUUGAUAAUUUUUAUAAAUUUAUUAUGUCAAGAAGAAAAAAUUUAAUAAAUAGUUGGAGUAAUUUAAGUAUAAAUAAUAAUAAUUACCGAGAAUACGACAACGUGGAUUACACACAAUUAACAGAGGCUGACCACAAUGGAUUCGUUGACUCCCAGUUCGCGAGACCGCCAAUUAAAAUUCCAUGGAAAGCAAUUACUUUGGCAUCAUUACUAUUUAUUGGAGGUUCAAUAAUGUUAAUUAUUGGUAGUUUAAUUGUCAGCGGUCAUAUUGACACCAAAUACAGUGAUCGAAUGUGGCCAAUAAUAAUACUCGGUAUAUUAAUGUUUAUACCGGGUGCUUAUCAUGUACGAGUUGCAUUAAUGGCGUACAGAAAAAUUCCUGGUUAUUCAUUUGAUGACAUACCGGAAUUUGAUUAAUCAUUCAUUAGUUAAUAAUUAAUUUAAAAGAGUUAUUUAUUAUAGACUAUAUUUUUAAUUAAUUUAUCAACAUGAAACUAUUUAUAAAUGAUGAAUGCACAAUUUAUUUAAUGAAUUAACACUUAAUUAUAUAUUUAUUCAAUUAUUAGGGUAAAUAUUGAUUUUUGUAAAAAGUGAUAAGGACCUUUUUUGUAGAGAAUUUAAUGCUGGACAAAAAAGGUCUCUAUUAACUUUUCGAUAUUUUUAAUAUUUAAUGAGCUAGAGCGAUUAUUAAGUUUAAUUAUCACGGAGACUACAUUUGAAUUUUAGCGGCAAAAUUUAAAUGAUAAAUUUUUAAAAUUAAUUUUUAUGGGGUAAAUUUAUUGAGAUAUUUUUAGUAAAUAAUUUGAAGGAUUUGAAAAAAACGUUAUUAGUAAUUUUAAUAAUUUUUUUUUAAGGGUAAUUAAUUAUUCAUUUAAAAUUAAUGGAAGCAAAAAAGUGUGAUUGUAUUUUUAAAUAAUUAAUUACGAUUAUCAGGGUAAUUUAUGGUUUUAUGGUGAAAGUCACGGAUACCUUUUUUGUAGAUAAUUUGAAGGGCUACAGAAAAGGUCCUUAGUAAUUUUUACGUACAAUCGAUAUUUUAUGAGUUAAUUU
Messenger RNA from Microplitis demolitor, 1263 nucleotides. RefSeq names its product transmembrane protein 230. Gene Ontology annotation, cellular component: endomembrane system. Lineage: Eukaryota; Metazoa; Arthropoda; Insecta; Hymenoptera; Braconidae. The coding region runs from base 238 to 630 and encodes 130 amino acids. The transcript has 4 exons. The record is from RefSeq and is a predicted model, not a curated record.